This is a messenger RNA of Betta splendens (Siamese fighting fish), 5469 nucleotides long. Its product is annotated as polymeric immunoglobulin receptor-like. NCBI's taxonomy places the organism in Eukaryota, Metazoa, Chordata, Actinopteri, Anabantiformes, Osphronemidae. The transcript has 8 exons. Bases 1108 to 2571 code for a protein of 487 amino acids. The record is from RefSeq and is a predicted model, not a curated record.
UGAGCUCCAUAAAAUCUUUACAUGGUGAGAAAAAAUAAAAACAGGAAUCAUGUUUAAAUUAGGAAAGAGAAAUAUAAUCUCAAGUUAUGAAAGUGACUUCCACUGAAAUAAUGAGUCAACCUACUAUCAGUCACGAGGUGGCGCCAUCGAACCGCAACAUCUCCUUCCUCCACAUAAACUGAGCAUCUUCCACCAGCAUGAGCAAUAUUAGCAUCCCGUGUGGGAACUUUUACAGGUAGUUACAUGAUAGUGGGUUGUACUUCACAUUACAGAAUUGUAUCAGUGUAUUUCAUUCGUUGUUGCUGUUAUUUCUGUUAUUGAUUCUAUACUCAGUGGAAUUCAUUGGGGGCGGCACGGCGGUGCGGUGGGUCGCCUCACAGCAAGUACUGUAGGUUCUGGGUUCGAUUCCCAGAGGCGGCCCUGGUGCCUUUCUGUGUGGACUUUGCACGUUCUCCCUGUGUUUGCGUGGGUUCUCUCCGGGUUCUCCGGCUUCUUCCCACAGUCCAAAGACGUGCAUUAGGUUGAAUGGCCUCUCUCCAUUGCCCGUAGGUGUGAGAGUGUGUGUGAAUGGUUGUAUGUCUCUGUGUUGCCCUGCGAUGGACUGGCAACCUGUCCAGGGUGGACCCUGCCUCUCCAGCUGGGAUAGGCUCCAGCUCCCCUGCAACCCCACGUACAGGAUUAAGUGGAAUAGAAGAUGGAUGAAUAAACUUUAGCAACACACCUGUCAGGAGGCAAACAGCAGCUUAGCAAACUUCACAGCCUAAAAAACAGGCCUACAGACCCCAAAGGGUCACAUGCAGUGUGUGAAAAACACAGCUGAGCACAACACUGCACUACAAACACAAAUUAAUACAUUUAUAUGUUUAUAUUUUUACAUUUUAUUAAAACAAAAAAAUAAAACAGAUUAAAAUGCAGAAGUGAAAGUGAAGAGUUUUGACAGAGGUUGUGGGUGGAACAUUUCUGUGUUAGAAAACAGUCUGGUGAAUGUUGUAUUUCCUCCAAGAACAUGACGAUGCAGCGCCUUCAAAUGCUGCUCUUCUUCCUCAUCGGUAAGUUUAAAUUACAAGUAAAGCAAAUUAAAACAAUACAUAAGGACACUUUGUCAGAAUGCUCACUUUUCUGCUCUGUUGUAACAACUCCUGCUGUUUUAUUUUUGUAGCUUCUCCCUGUUUUGUGAGCAGCAAAAGACCGUUGAUCCAUGUGUUUGGAUAUGAAGGGAGAGAAGCCAAAGUCUCCUGCUCUUAUGAUGCAGGAUAUGAGGAUUAUGAGAAGUACCUGUGCAGAAACGACUGUGGCAGUAAUGAUGUUCUCAUCACAACGACAGAAGCAAAGAAGAACAGAUUCACUAUCAGCGACGAUAUAAACAAGAAGGUUUUCACAACCACCAUCUCUAAUCUUCAGUAUAGUGAUGCUGGAAAAUACUGGUGUGGAGUGACAAUAAGUGGAAUACUAGAAGAUUUCUACCCUGCUGAAGUCAGGCUGCAGGUGGUGAAAGACACCUGCUGUGACAAUUCCACCAAAGUCCCAAGUUCUGAGGGAGGUUCUGUGUCCUUCACUUGUUCAUAUGAGUCUCGGUACCAGAACAACCUGAAGUACAUGUGCAGAGGAAACCGUCCGUCCACAUGUCUGCAGCAGGCAGUAGUCUCCUCCAUCAAGAAACAAGACACACGCUUCACACUGACUGAUGACAAGCUGUCAACAUUCACAGUGAACAUCACCAGUCUGACCCAACAGGAUUCUGGGUCGUAUCUUUGUGGAGUCCACACAAACACAGGCCUUGAUGUUUUCUCUGCUGUUGAUCUGGAGGUCAAAGAGUGGUGCUGUGUGAAGUCAAACAAACUAAGAAGCUCUAUGGGACAUCCAAUAACUAUGCAGUGUCCCUAUCCACCACAACAUGGGGCAAACAGGAAGUUCCUCUGUAAGGGAGACCACCACAGGAACUGCACAGACAUGAUGACUGACACCAGGUUCACUCUGCUGGAUAAUGUUUCUACCAGCUCUUUCUUGGUGAUGGUCUCAGAGCUGGCAGCAGGUGAUUCUGGGACGUACUGGUGUGGCUCAGACUCACACUGGAGCUUUGGAAACUACACCAACAUCCAACUGUCAGUAGAUGUUGCUGCCUUUAACGUUGUGGUUUUCAUUGUACCUGCUGUGCUGGUGUUUGUUCUGAUAUUUGUGAUGGUCAUGGUGUGUAAACACAAAUGUCACAAAGGAAAAGCAACUGGAGCCAACGUGGAAACAACACAACAACAACACAAGGCUGGAGAGAUCAGUGAAUCUGAUAUUUAUGAAAAUCAAGACGUGGUCGUGUCCUCAAAGCAGAGGAAGUCCAAACAGCAGAACAGCUGCUCCCGUUAUGAUGCAGGUGGAGCUGAGCAGGACUUGAUCGAAUCAUCCUUUUCCAUCAAUCUAUAUCCUGGGCAUUUUCUACACUCACACCAAGCAAACCUCCACCUCUUCAGCUGUUCCUCCCCCUGCUCUCUACUUUCACUGCAGAUCAAACAUCAUUGUCCAGGGAGAUUCCUGUCUGACCUCGUCAGCCUGUCCAUCAGCAUAGCAAACAAAAGCUGACCCUUGGUGUAGUCCUGUUGAACAAACUGGUUAGAAACUCCCUGCUGUCUCUCCUAGACACAGGUACGUCAUCAGCAACAACAGCCUUUCCACUCUUCAUCCUUUUCAGGGCCUUCCUCACCUCAUCCUUUCUAAUCUCUGCUAUUUCCUGCUCCACAGCAUCCACAUCUUCCUCCCUUCUUUCCCUAUCAUUUUCACCCAGCCUCUUCCUACCUGUUUCCCUGAUAACCUCUGCUGUAGUUUCCCAGUCAAGUGGAAGCUCUUCCUGACCACCCAGAACCUGCCUCGAGACGAAAAGAGACUGGAAAGAGACUGAAGCGGCUGGCUCCGGGCCACCAGGAACCGAUGGUAGGGCGACCUACUCCGGGAGGUCGGCAGGAACCGAAGCUGGGACGACCUUCUCCGGGAGGUCGGCAGGAACCGAAGCUGGGACGACCUUCUCCGGGAGGAGGGUGGAGCCGACAGGAACUAGAACGGCGUCCUCGGUGAAGCCGACGGGAACUAGAACGGCGCCCUCGGUGGGGCCGAUGGGAACUGUAGCUGGAAUGACCGAGUCAGGCCCGACAAGGACCAGACUGGUCUCACCUGGACCAGCGGUGGGUAACAUGACCGCCUCCCUAGGACCGACAGGGACAGGGACGGUCACUGCUACCAGGUUGGCAGGGCUGCUUGCGGUCUCCUCUCUGGAGCCGGCAGGGCUGCUUACGACCUUCGAGCUUGACGGGACGGGCGCUGAACCCGACUGGGCUACAGCCGGGUUCAGCGUGAGCGUGACGUGAUUUGACAGGAGCACAACGUGACCGGGCUGGAGCGUGAGCAUGACGUGAUUUGACAGGAGCACAACGUGACCGGGCUGGAGCCUGAGCAUGACGUGAUUUGACAGGAGCACAACGUGACCGGGCUGGAGCCUGAGCGUGACGUGAUUUGACUGGAGCCUGAACGGAGCACGACUGAACUGGGGCUGGAGCCUGAACGGAGCACGACUGAACUGGGGCUGGAGCCUGAACGGAGCACGACUGAACUGGGGCUGGAGCCUGAACGGAGCACGACUGAACUGGGGCUGGAGCCUGAACGGAGCACGACUGAACUGGGGCGGAAGCCUGAACGGAGCACGACUGAACUGGGGUGGGAGCCUGAACAGAGCAUGACUGAACUGGGGCUGGAAACUGAGCAGAGCACGGCUGGGCUGGAAACUGAGCAGAGCACGACUGGGCUGGAACCUGAGCGGGACACGACUGGACUGGUACUGUCUGUGAUUCUGUGGCGAGAACGGGGGCAUGAGACGGCGGACCGCACGAGUGCAGGAAGUCUUCCCAGCGGAGUAAACAUGGAGCUGGGCAGGCUGGUGCAGCAAACACGAUCUAACAAUCUGGCAAGGUACUGGGGUGAGAGGUGGUGCUUAAAUGCUAGGUGACCUGAUUACAGAUGAGCUGCAGGUGUGAGUAAUGAGAACCAGUACUGGCAGGGAACAGCUGUGAUAUGACGUUUAGCAGGAAGUCCUUUCAACAUACUGUAAAAGUGGAAGUGAAACCAAGACGUGACCGUGAGUCCUUCAAAAUAAAACCAGAGAAAGGACAGACAUUACCGAAAGGAAGGACUGCAAAAUAUAACAAGGAGCAGGACCAAAAACUGUGACACUUUACACCAAACCUUCCCAACACCUCCUCAUCACCUCUGUUCCCCUCAGCUUCUUCUCCAGCUAUUUGCGGAGGGUACCCACUGACUACAUUCACCAUCACCCCUUCGAUUUCUAGCUUCAGGCUCAUCACCCUUUCUUAGACUCUUUUCACCUCUAGAACACUGUUCACAAACUUGCCCUUCAGGAUCACUCCUACCCCUUUUCUCGUCCUAUCUACACCAUGGUAGAACAGUUUGUAUCCUCAUCCACUCCGUGCUUUGCUGUGCUUCCACGUCAUCUCCUGCACACACAGUACAUCUACCUUCCUUCUCUCCAUCACGUCUGCCAGAUCACUGGCUUUCUCUUUCAUUGUGCCAACUUUAAGUGUCCCUAUUCUCAGAUCUAUCCUGCCUUUCCUCUUCUCUCUCUGUCCACAAAUCCUUCUCCUUCUUUGACCAGUCCAAUUUCCACCGACACCCUGUAGGUUAACAGCAUCUGUGGCAUUCAAUGUUCAUCCAAUAUGAAAGUGGACAAUUCGCAUGGUUGCUUUUGGCAAGUUUUAUGCCGGAUGCCCAUCCUGAUCCAACCCUCUCCAUUUAUCUGGGCAUUGGACCGGCACAAAGGUUACUGGCUUGAAACCCCUGUGCUAGAUUGCUGAAUUGUAACAAUCGAUUAAUAGAAAUCAUCAACAUGUGUGUCCUAACCUCUAGAGUCCCUGCAUCCUCAUUUGAGGACUGCACAUUUUGGGUUUCCUCCUACUAGUUAAGAUGUUGGACACUGAACACUACAGCAGAGCACAUAGAAAUAUGAGGGUACGGUGAACUAACACAGCCUAGGAGAUAACAAUGUUUCACCUAAGGCAACAUAAUUAAUAAGCAAAGACAAAGACAGUACACAACAGUAACAACAGACAUCCACUACACACAUCAGGCAUCAUGGAUGAGGGAGACUCUGUAAGUGUCACAGAGACAUAUUUAAUUUAAAUUAUUUCCUGAAACAAAAUGUUCUUAUUUUGAAAGUAUGUCCAAGCCUUUAUUUUGAUGUACGGGUCACUGGCGGGAGUUUGCGAGGAGCAUUGUGGGUCAGUAGCAUGAGGGCAAAGGAGAGACGCUAACUGCUGGUAAUUCUGCGCACGAUCCCAGAGGCGCACACGGUAAUUGUGGCUUAAUGUUGUCGAUGCAAUUUGUCGUGUACAUGUUCAAAGCAUAUAUUUCAUUCUAUUGUUGUAGUUUUCACGGUGUCUGAUGAUGAAGAAGCGUAAAUAAAGAGCGUCAAAGACA